Molecule: messenger RNA, 927 nt
Organism: Argiope bruennichi
Lineage: Eukaryota; Metazoa; Arthropoda; Arachnida; Araneae; Araneidae
Exons: 2
Coding region: 1-927 (308 amino acids)
Source: RefSeq, a predicted model, not a curated record
AUGCUUUCAAAACUUGAAAAGAGUGAACUAAUUGAAGUUGCCGAGGAACUAGAAAUUGAUAUUCCUUCGGGUGCCAAAUGGGCGACCAGAGUACUAAAACAAAUAUGCUGUGAUGAGCAGGACAAUUAUCCUUUGACCGUUGCUGCUGGCAAAGAGUUUUACGUCGACGAUAUACUCAGUGGUACCGAGGAUUUAUCUUCUGCCAUUGAACUACAAGACCAAUUAAUACAUUUGUUAAAAUCAGCUGGUUUGGAGCUUCACAAGUGGAGCUCAAAUAAUCCUGUUUUGUUACAAAAAGUACCAACGUCAGACCGAGAAUACAAUUUCGAUAACCCUAACUCAGCAACUUUAAAAACUUUGGGAUUAAAAUUCAAUCCUGAAAAGGAUACAUUUAGUUUUAGUGUUCAAAAAAUUGUGAGUGCUGCAACAAAAAGAACAAUGCUAUCGGACAUACCCAGAUUGUUUGACCCUUUAGGUCUCUUAGGACCUUUGAUAAUCACAGCGAAGAUGUUCUUGCAGAAGUUGUGGAUUUUGAGAAUUGAUUGGGACGAUGAAGUUUCCUUACACUUAAAUAGAGAGUGGGAAAAAUUUAGUUCUGAACUCAGUCAAUUGAAAAAUUUAAACAUAGAUCGUCAUGUGUUAUGUUCUGAAGCUCUGAAAGUAGACCUGAUAGGUUUCGGAAAUGCUUCGAAAAAUGCAUACGGUUGUGCCGUCUACACCAGAUCUUUGUCAAGGUAUGGUGAGAUAAAGGUGUCACUCUUAUGCAGCAAAUCUCGAGUUACUCCCAUUAAAGAAAUUAGUAUCCCACGUUUGGAGCUGUGUGCACCGGAUCUGCUUUCCAAGCUUACCGUUAAGGUUCUGUCAUCCUUGCAACUAGACAUUCAUGGAGUACAUUUGUACUCAGCCUCCACUAUGGUGCUUGCUUGA